Messenger RNA from Adineta steineri, 642 nucleotides. The record is from the annotation of a GenBank genome assembly. Lineage: Eukaryota; Metazoa; Rotifera; Eurotatoria; Adinetida; Adinetidae.
AUGCCUCUUAGUAUUCCAACAUCCUGUGAACAACGUAAGAAAGCGGACAGUUGCCGUGUUGCAGUCAAAUUCUAUUAUCAUGACCGAAGAUAUGAUGUAGAAUUUGAUACAUCAUUUGGUAAUCAAUAUUAUCGAUAUUUUUAUAUUCUACCGACAAACUAUUUAUCUUAUACAGCUAUGUAUGCUUGUAUUGAUAAUGAUAAUUGUGCAAUCGACUUCGCCAGCAAGAAAGUACUCGAUCUUUCAAGUCGAACGUUCAAUGUUAGCAGUCAAUUAAGUAGUUUUCUUCUUGAAGAUCGACAACCUUUUAAUUCAACACUUCGCUGUUAUGACAAUGAAGAAUGUGUUUCCGGUGUAUGCCAAAUCAAAUAUAACACCGAUAAUAACAAAAUGGAUAAAAGAGGCUGUGCAACGGAUGGGAUCGCACGAGUGUUUGUAUCCGACGGUAGUUCACUUCCUUCAUUUGAUAUUGAGUGUAAUCGAACGAAAUGCAAUUCACCCGAAACUUACAACGAGGUGAAAGAAAUCCUCUUUCGACACAAUCUCACUGAUAUCAAUGGUCGAAUUAAUAGUGGACAAAAAUCAUGUGUAUCACCAUUUCUUUUAAUAGUUAUUUCUCAUUUAUUUGUUUUUUUCUUUUAA